AUGCUUAAUGAAUUAGUCGUAUUUAUUUAUAUUCUUUCCAAGUUUGCGAUUUGUAGACUAGAUUCCCAAGAUUUCAAAGUAGUAAUAGAGUCUGGUAAGAAUCUUGUGGAAAGAAAUUUGUCAAGUUUAAAGCAGGAAUCAAAUAAAGAAGUUGAAAAAUAUCAAUUUAAUAAUCAUGACAAAUGUGUAGUAGUUAAAUACCAAAAUACGCCAUUCUGGGAAUUGGAAGAUCAAUACCCCAGAGCAUUGAUAUUGUUGGAUAACGAAGUUAAAAUUGAAUGUGAUGAAAAUUGUUACUAUAAGUAUGUAUAUUCUAGUGGUAAUUUCAAGUUAAAGUCAUGCAAAAAACCCAUCGAAAAAUCAAAAGAACCACCCGAAAUUAAGGUGGAUUGUGCAAAUUAUAAACUGUUUUCAUACUAUAAAGAGGAACCGCCUUUGAAAACUAUAUAUUAUUUCAACUCAAUGUGUACAGAGAUUUUGUAUAAUCAAAACACCUUGUGGAAAUCAGACGGUUCAGAGUAUCCAAAGUCAAUGAAUUAUAGAGAAAAUAAAAUCGUCUUAACCUUUGAUGAUAAUAUAAUUGUAUAUAAGAAGGAAGGAGGUGUUUGGAACUCUACCACAACAACCUUGUCUGAUAUAGAUACUAAAUCAUUGAGGGGUUCAGUGGAUCCAUCAGAAGAUCAAAAUACCAAAAAUAAAAAAGAUAAAUUCUUAAGGUCUGAAACUAUUGUAGACGCACUCGCACUUGUUUUAAUAAUCUCGAUUCUCUCGAUGAUUAUUGUAGUCUUGAUUCUUGUAUUGUCCUAUGGAUUUACAUUUUUAUCAAACAAAAAGGCCAAGAAAAUGACCCAAUUGGCGCCAAUUGAAGAAGUAAUGACAUAUCACUGA
Theileria annulata is the source of this 888-nucleotide messenger RNA. RefSeq lists its product as uncharacterized. Bases 1 to 888 code for a protein of 295 amino acids. The record is from RefSeq and is a predicted model, not a curated record. The transcript has a single exon. Lineage: Eukaryota; Apicomplexa; Aconoidasida; Piroplasmida; Theileriidae.